UCUAAAGUAUGAAGAUAUGAAGAAGGAUAUCAGGGCUACUAUAAAGAAAAUUGCUCUGUUCCUAGAUAUUGAAGUCACCGAUGACGUCAUGCAAAUAAUUGUGGAAUAUUCUACAAUUAAGAAAAUGAAGGAAAACAAGUCAGUAAACCUUAUGGAAAAAAAAGUUGACAACCAAACUGUUAGCUUUGUCCGCAAAGGGAUCGUCGGUGACUGGGUAAAUCAUUUUACUGUGGCUCAGAACGCACAAUUCGAGAAGAUGUAUGAAAGCCGAAUGAAAGACUCGGGAUUAGUUUUUGAGUGGUAAACAACAACAACAACAACAACAACAACAAC
Messenger RNA from Saccoglossus kowalevskii, 333 nucleotides. Its product is annotated as sulfotransferase 1B1-like. The record is from RefSeq and is a predicted model, not a curated record. Gene Ontology annotation, molecular function: sulfotransferase activity. Lineage: Eukaryota; Metazoa; Hemichordata; Enteropneusta; Harrimaniidae.